Megalops cyprinoides (Indo-Pacific tarpon) is the source of this 978-nucleotide messenger RNA. RefSeq lists its product as uncharacterized. The transcript has 4 exons. NCBI's taxonomy places the organism in Eukaryota, Metazoa, Chordata, Actinopteri, Elopiformes, Megalopidae. The record is from RefSeq and is a predicted model, not a curated record. The coding region runs from base 51 to 662 and encodes 203 amino acids. Gene Ontology annotation, biological process: innate immune response; inflammatory response; regulation of apoptotic process.
UCGAUACUUACAGUCGCAUAACGGACGGCGGAAGAAAGUUGGCAACAGAGAUGUCCGAAAGUGUCUACACAUACGUUAAUGAUACCCUCGACAAACUCAGCGCCGAUGAGUUUAACAGAUUUAAGAGGAAACUGAGCGAACUGAAGAAAAUAGGUUAUGGUCUAAUCGAGAAAGCAGCUACAGUGGACCUUACGUGGGAAAUAGUUAACAGGUUCACAGAGGAGGGUGCCGUUGAGUGCGUUGUGGAUGUUUUAAACGCAAUUGAUCUGAAAAAAUUUGCCAAGGAAUUAGAAAAAGAGGCACAUACUUGUCAGACGGAUUCCCGCACAACGGAGGCCGAGGGGGCCGGGGCAAAAGACUUUAGGAAGGACAGGGGAGAAACAUCUGGACGCAAAUGCACGACGGCCGGUGUUGAGUUUGUGGACGACAACAAGGCAGAGCUCAUUCAGAGGAUCAAGCUGGUGGAGCCCUUGGCCGAAGCCCUAGGCGCCAUGAUUCCUGAUGAAGCUUACUCCAAAAUCCGGGCCGCCAGGACCAGUCAGGAAAAAAUGAGAGAGCUGUACAGUGCGCUUGAGGAAGGAGGACCGGUAGUAAAGGCUGCCUUCUACAGAGCACUGUGCAAACAGAACAAAUACCUGGUCGAACACCUGGGUGGACAUUAGGGGCGGUUACUGGGUAAACCCGGAGGGGGGGAGAAUAUUUCUCAGCCCUCAGUCGUCCUUGCCGUUCUCCCCCUUUCCUCUUUGUCUCUCCCUUCCCUCACUUUCCUCCCCUCCACUUUUUAAUUCGCUCACAUUCCUCUCUCCUCGUCUCAUCUCCUCUAGCCCCUCCCUGAUCUUUGGGCUGCUUUCUCCAGAGGGACCCCUAGCCAACAGACACGGCUCUGCUAGCCAAGUAUACCCCUGCUGGCUGACAUUUGCAUUACAUUUACAUUUACAUUUACAUACUUUUAUCCAAAGCGACUUACAAGUGAGGUAC